Molecule: messenger RNA, 1524 nt
Organism: Aspergillus welwitschiae
Lineage: Eukaryota; Fungi; Ascomycota; Eurotiomycetes; Eurotiales; Aspergillaceae
Product: major facilitator superfamily domain-containing protein
Exons: 5
Coding region: 1-1524 (507 amino acids)
Biological process (GO): transmembrane transport
Cellular component (GO): membrane
Molecular function (GO): transmembrane transporter activity
Source: RefSeq, a predicted model, not a curated record
AUGGACGGGAUAUCUAAACCUAGCUCAGACGCCGUCCAACCUGAGAAGCCCACUACCGAGAGCGUGAAGGGCUCCCAUCCUGCCGCAACCUCCUUGGGGAUGGACCCGGCACGGCGUGCACAGGUAGAGGCGAGGAUGAAGCGCAAACUUGACGCUCGCUGUUCCCUGUUCGUACUCAUCUACAUCAUGAACUACCUUGAUCGCAACAAUAUGUCCGCUGCCCGUCUCAAAGGUCUCCAGGAAGACCUCGAUAUGGACUACAGCGAAUAUGCUACCUGCCUGAGUAUUCUGUAUGUUGGCUACAUCCUGAUGCAGGUCCCAUCAAACAUCUUCAUCAACCGAAUCCAGCGGCCCUCUCUCUACAUCUCCUUCGUCAUGUUGCUCUGGGGUCUAGUCUCCACUCUGUCGGGUGUCGUCCACAGCUUCGGCGGCAUGGUCGCCAUCCGUUUCUUCCUAGGGUUUGUGGAGGCUGCUUUCCUGCCAGGAGCUCUGAUGAUCCUGUCGAAAUGGUAUACUCGGAGAGAACUCACGGUGCGGAAUGCCAUCCUCUUCUGCGGAAAUCUCAUCUCGAACGCCUUCUCGGCACUUGUUGGAGCUGGAGUGCUCUCCAAUAUGCAGGGCACCCUUGGUCAUGCUGCUUGGCGUUGGCUCUUCUGGAUUGAGGGGGCCAUCACUAUGUUCGUCGCUAUCUCUGCAGCCUUCGUUCUUCCUGAUUUGCCCACCAACACUCGCGGUUUCACCCAAGAGGAACUUCAAGUGGCUCAGCUCCGAAUGACCGAGGACGUUGGCGAGGUGGACGUUGAUUCUGAUGACCAAGGGCCCUGGGACGGCUUAUUCAUGGCCAUCAAGGAUGUUAAGAUCUAUAUUAUGAUGCUCACUUUUACUGCUUACGUCGUCGGUCUCUCUUUCAAUGCCUUCUUCCCCUCCCUCACCGAAACCCUAGGCUUCAGUUAUGUGCCAACCCUGCUCAUGAGCGCACCCCCAUGGGUUUUCUCUUGCCUCUUCUCACUCUGUGUGGCUUGGAGCUCAGACCGACACCAGGAGAAGUUCUGGCACAUCAUCGGCCCAAUUCUAGUCGGCCUAGUCGGCUUCAUCAUCAGUAUGUCUACCCUCAACGUCGCAGCCCGCUACGUCGCUCUCUUCCUCCAAGCCGCCUCUUACGCUGGCUUCAUCGUAUUCUACUCCUGGAUAAGCUCAUCCUUCCCGCGCCCGCCCGCCAAACGCGCUGUCGCAAUCGCCCUUAUCAACGCCUUCAGCCAGCUCGGGAACGUAGCAGGCUCAUACGUCUGGGACCUAGAGGAGAACGGGUAUCGCCAGAGCUACGGAAUUGUGACGGCCAUGUUUGGCGUCACGGUUAUCGGGUGUCUUGGUUUCAAGCUUGUGCUGGAGAAUCUUAAUAAAAGGCUUGCUGAGGCGGAGAUGGCGGAUGUUCGUGAUGGGCGGCCUGGGCCCGAUAUUUUGGCUGCCGGGGAGGAGACGGAUGAAACCUUGAGAAUUCUUAAGGGGUUCAGGUAUCUUGUUUAG